GGGUCCCCGCGGGCCGGCACCCAGGCAGCAGGUCCCAGGAUUGACCCGCAGCGUGGAGAAGGAGGAGGAGCGGGGCCCACGCGGGACCCGCGCCCGAGAUGCUAGUGCGAGGAGAUCGCGGGUUUCCACCCCGGCGGCAGCUGUCAGGCUGGCACCAUGCCCCAGGCAUGGAAGAAGUGAUAUGGGAACAGCACACUGUGACGCUGCAGAAGGAUUCCAAAAGAGGAUUUGGAAUUGCGGUGUCUGGUGGCAGAGACAACCCUCACUUUGAAAAUGGAGAAACAUCAAUCGUCAUUUCUGAUGUGCUUCCGGGUGGGCCCGCCGAUGGGCUGCUUCAAGAAAACGAUAGGGUGGUCAUGGUUAAUGGCACCUCCAUGGAGGACGUGCUCCAUUCAUUUGCCGUUCAGCAGCUGAGAAAAAGCGGGAAGAUCGCAUCCAUUGUGGUCAAGAGGCCUCGGAAGGUUCAGCUGGCCCCCCUGCAGGGUAGCCUUCCUCUCAACGAAGAUGACCGGGCUUUUGAGGUGAUGGAUGAGUUUGACCACAGAAGUGCCCACAGCGGGUACAGUGAUCGGUACAGCGAGAGGAGCCGGCUGCGCAGCUGGGAGGACAGCCUGGAGAGGGGGCAUCCCCACGACCGGCUGCACAGCCGGGAGAGGGACCGGAGCCGCGGCCGGAGCCUGGAGCGGGGCCUGGACCAUAACGACUAUGGCAGAGCCCGAGACCGAAGCCGUGGCCGGAGCCUGGAGCGGGGCCUGGACCACGACGACUAUGGCAGAGCCCGAGACCGAAGCCGUGGCCGGAGCCUGGAGCGGGGCCUGGACCAUGACUAUGGGCGAGGCCGAGAUAGCAGCCGCGGCCGGAGCUUUGACCAGGCUUAUGACCAGCCCUACAACCAGGCCUACAGCCCGGAGGCGGAGUACAGGCACAGGGCUCAGCCUGAUGCGCGGUACGAGGUGUCCCGGAGCCGCAGCCGGGAGCACCUCCGCUCGCGCAGCCCCAGCCCCGAGCCGAGAGGGCGGCCAGACCGUGCAGGCCAGCAGGAGGCGGACAAGCCCAUUGGGGUCCUUCUGAUGAAAAGCAAAGCAAAUGAAGAAUAUGGUCUCCGGCUGGGGAGUCAGAUCUUCAUAAAGGAAAUGACCAGUACUGGUCUGGCAACGAAAGAUGGCAACCUGCAUGAAGGGGACAUAAUUCUCAAGAUCAAUGGAACUGUAACUGAGAACAUGUCUUUAAUGGAUGCUCGAAAACUGAUAGAAAAGUCAAGAGGAAAACUCCAGCUAGUGGUGUGGAGAGACAACAAGCAGACGCUCAUCAACAUCCCAUCGCUAAAUGACAGCGACUCAGAAAUAGAAGAUGUCUCGGAAAUAGAGUCAAACCGAUCGUUUUCUCCAGUGGAGAGACGGCAGCAGUAUUCCGACUACGAUUAUCAUUCCUCAAAUGAAAAGCUGAAGGAAAAGCCAAAUUCCAGAGAGGAUGUCCAGAGCAGGUGGUCCAGGAUGGGCAGCACACCCACUCCCUUUAAGUGCGCGGAGGAUGUUGCAGCUGUGGUUGGCACAGAGACCAGCAAGGAGCCCAGAUACCAAGAGGAAGCCCCAUCUCCUCAAUCAAAGGCAGCACCGAGAACUUUUCUUCGUCCCAGCCCUGAAGAUGAAGCAAUAUAUGGUCCCAACACCAAAAUGGUGAAGUUCAGGAAGGGAGACAGCGUGGGCUUGCGAUUGGCUGGUGGCAAUGAUGUCGGAAUAUUUGUGGCUGGCAUUCAAGAGGGGACCUCGGCAGAGCAAGAAGGCCUUCAAGAAGGGGACCAAAUUCUGAAGGUGAACACACAGGAUUUCAGGGGGCUGGUUCGAGAAGAUGCUGUUCUCUACCUGUUAGAAAUCCCCAAAGGUGAAAUGGUGACCAUUUUAGCUCAGAGCCGACCUGAUGUGUACAGAGACAUACUGGCUUGUGGCAGAGGGGACUCGUUUUUCAUAAGAAGCCACUUUGAAUGUGAGAAGGAAACUCCGCAGAGCCUGGCCUUCACCCGGGGGGAGGUCUUCCGAGUGGUCGAUACCCUGUAUGACGGCAAGCUGGGCCACUGGCUGGCUGUGAGGAUCGGAAACGAGCUGGAGAAAGGCUUAAUCCCCAACAAAAGCAGAGCUGAACAAAUGGCCAGCGUGCAAAAUGCCCAGCGAGACAAUGCUGGGGAUAGGGCAGAUUUCUGGAGAAUGCGUGGCCAGAGAUCUGGUGUGAAGAAGAACUUACGGAAGAGUCGGGAAGACCUAACAGCUGUUGUGUCGGUCAGCACCAAGUUCCCGGCUUAUGAGAGGGUUUUGCUGCGAGAAGCUGGUUUCAAGAGACCUGUGGUCUUGUUUGGCCCCAUAGCCGACAUAGCAAUGGAAAAAUUAUCAAACGAAUUACCUGACCUUUUCCAAACUGCUAAAACGGAACCAAAAGAUGCAGGAUCUGAGAAAUCGAGCGGGGUGGUGCGGUUAAAUACCGUGAGGCAAAUUAUUGAACAGGAUAAGCAUGCCCUAUUGGACGUGACUCCUAAAGCCGUGGACCUAUUGAAUUAUACUCAGUGGUUCCCGAUUGUGAUUUUUUUCAACCCAGACUCUAGACAAGGUGUCAAAACCAUGAGACAGAGGUUGAAUCCAACGUCCAACAAGAGUUCUCGAAAGUUGUAUGAUCAAGCCAACAAGCUUAAAAAAACUUGUGCACAUCUUUUUACAGCUACAAUCAACCUAAAUGCAGCCAAUGAUAGCUGGUUUGGCAGCUUGAAAGACACAAUUCAGCAUCAGCAAGGAGAAGCAGUUUGGGUCUCCGAAGGGAAGAUGGAAGGGUUGGAUGAUGACCCUGAAGACCGCAUGUCCUACUUAACCGCCAUGGGCGCGGACUAUCUGAGUUGCGACAGCCGCCUCAUCAGUGACUUUGAAGACACCGACGGCGAAGGAGGCGCCUACACUGACAAUGAGCUGGAUGAGCCGGCCGAGGAGCCGCUGGUGUCUUCCAUCACCCGCUCCUCGGAGCCGGUGCAGCAUGAGGAGAGCAUAAGGAGACCCAGCCCAGAGCCACGAGCUCAGAUGAGGAGGGCUACUAGCAGAGAUCAACUUAGGGACAAUAGCCCGCCUCCAGCAUUCAAACCAGAGCCGCCCAAGGCCAGAACCCAGAACAGAGAAGAGUCCUUUGACUACUCCAGAUCCUAUGAAUACAAGUCAAACUCUCCCUCGGCUAUUGCUGGUAACGAAAUUCCCGGGGCCUCUGCCAAGGGCCAUCCGCCUCCUGUUGCAGCAAAACCUGCCUUUUGCAAGCCCAUACUGAAGCCCUCUACUCCUGUCCCUCCCCCGGAGAAUGAGGAGGCAGGAGAGGACAGUGUGGAGCAAGAUAACACGCCCAAGUCUGUCCUGGGCAAAGUAAAAAUAUUUGAGAAGAUGGAUCACAAGGCAAGAUUACAGAGAAUGCAAGAGCUCCAAGAAGCACAGAAUGCAAGGAUUGAAAUUGCUCAGAAGCAUCCUGAUAUCUAUGCAGUUCCAAUCAAAACCCACAAGCCAGACCCUGGCUCACCCCAGUACACAAGUUACAGACCCCCCGAGCCACAGAAAGGUCCUUCCAGACUCUAUCAAGAUGCCAGAGGAAGUUAUGGCAGUGACGUGGAAGAGGAAGAAUACCGCCAGCAGCUGUCUGAACACUCAAAGCGCGGUUACUACGGCCAGCCUUCCCAAUACCGGGACACGGAAUUAUAGGUGUCUUGAGAAUGGACUCUUCUGUACCCUGCUGUCGCCACCUCAGAGCAACACUCCCGCGGAGCCGUGGGUUGGUUCUUUCCGGUUAAAAUGCACUGUGGAGAUGUGGUGCACCUGAGCUCCCAUUGCCUCGUGGGGAGAGCAGGGGACAACCAACGCAGAUUCAGGGCUGAAAGUUCUAUUUGUAGGACUGGGUCUGGGGAGUUGGUGGCUUUUUGCUCAGAAUUAAGAGAAACACUACAGUCUGAUAGUGUUGCCUGCUUCAGUGGACCAAAAUCUGUAUUAAUUCUGUUUGCAUAUUUUUAACAUGUAUAUUAAGAAGUGAUAACUAUUUUUCAUUAAUAGCUGUAUUCAAGGACUAUUUCAGCGUGAGACAGAAUGUGAAAAAAAGGAAUAAAAAUAACUGUUGGACUCCAACUAAAUUCAAAGAAGUAUUUUAUUACAACUCUAAGUGCCUUUGAUCAGAAGUGGCUUAAAUUUUCUUUGAAGCUUUAUGCAAAGCCAUAAUGGACUAAAAUGUUUUGACUAAAUUUUUAUACCAGUUUAAUAGCUAUGGUUUUCUCUGCACUGUGUCAUCUUUUCAAGGCAUUUGUCUUUGUAAUAUUUUCGAUAAAUUCUGACUAUAUACAAUAGCUAUUCUUGGUAGUUUGGCUACCAGUGCUAAAUAGCUUGAAGACCAACAAAUCGACAUAGAAAUUUUUGUGCUCCACAAAAGCAGACACUCGAAAAAAACAUUGUAUUUCCAAAAGUGUGUUUAUGGACAACAGUUUUAUAAUUUAAUAAAAAGGAAGACAUUGCAAUCAAUAA
This is a messenger RNA of Pteronotus mesoamericanus, 4523 nucleotides long. RefSeq names its product tight junction protein 2 (gene TJP2). Bases 99 to 3716 code for a protein of 1205 amino acids. The transcript is spliced from 23 exons. The record is from RefSeq and is a predicted model, not a curated record. Gene Ontology annotation, molecular function: cell adhesion molecule binding. Gene Ontology annotation, cellular component: bicellular tight junction; plasma membrane. Gene Ontology annotation, biological process: positive regulation of blood-brain barrier permeability; protein localization to cell-cell junction; cell-cell adhesion. NCBI's taxonomy places the organism in Eukaryota, Metazoa, Chordata, Mammalia, Chiroptera, Mormoopidae.